Messenger RNA from Knipowitschia caucasica, 1353 nucleotides. The record is from the annotation of a GenBank genome assembly. Lineage: Eukaryota; Metazoa; Chordata; Actinopteri; Gobiiformes; Gobiidae.
AUGCCGCUGUGUUUGACUCUGGAGACAACAGGAAGAGGAAGAGGAGGAGCCACAGGGAGGCUCUACCUGAGGGGGCUCUACCUGAGGAGGCUCUACCUGAGGAGGUUCUACCUGAGGAGGCUCUACCUGAGGAGGUUCUACCUGAGGAGGCUCUACCUGAGGAGGUUCUACCUGAGGAGGCUCUACCUGAGGAGGCUCUGCCUGAGGAGGCUCUACCUGAGGAGGCUCUACCUGAGGAGGCUCUACCUGAGGAGGUUCUACCUGAGGAGGCUCUACCUGAGGAGGUUCUACCUGAGGAGGCUCUACCUGAGGAGGCUCUACCUGAGGGGGCUCUACCUGAGGGGGCUCUACCUGAGGCGGCUCUACCUGAGGAGGCUCUACCUGAGGAGGCUCUACCUGAGGAGGCUCUACUUGAGGAGGUUCUACCUGAGGAGGUUCUACCUGAGGAGGCUCUACCUGAGGAGGUUCUACCUGAGGAGGCUCUACCUGAGGAGGCUCUACCUGAGGAGGUUCUACCUGAGGAGGUUCUACCUGAGGAGGUUCUACCUGAGGAGGCUCUAUCUGAGGAGGCUCUACCUGAGGGGGCUCUACCUGAGGGGGCUCUACCUGAGGAGGCUCUACCUGAGGAGGCUCUACCUGAGGAGGCUCUACCUGAGGAGGCUCUGCCUGAGGAGGCUCUACCUGAGGAGGCUCUACCUGAGGAGGCUCUACCUGAGGAGGUUCUACCUGAGGAGGCUCUACCUGAGGAGGUUCUACCUGAGGAGGCUCUACCUGAGGAGGCUCUACCUGAGGGGGCUCUACCUGAGGGGGCUCUACCUGAGGGGGCUCUACCUGAGGAGGCUCUACCUGAGGAGGCUCUACCUGAGGAGGCUCUACCUGAGGAGGUUCUACCUGAGGAGGUUCUACCUGAGGAGGCUCUACCUGAGGAGGUUCUACCUGAGGAGGCUCUACCUGAGGAGGCUCUACCUGAGGAGGUUCUACCUGAGGAGGCUCUACCUGAGGAGGUUCUACCUGAGGAGGCUCUAUCUGAGGAGGCUCUACCUGAGGGGGCUCUACCUGAGGGGGCUCUACCUGAGGAGGCUCUACCUGAGGAGGCUCUACCUGAGGAGGCUCUACCUGAGGAGGCUCUACCUGAGGAGGUUCUACCUGAGGAGGCUCUACCUGAGGAGGCUCUGCCUGAGGAGGCUCUACCUGAGGAGGCUCUACCUGAGGAGGCUCUACCUGAGGAGGCUCUACCUGAGGAGGCUCUACCUGAGGAGGCUCUACCUGAGGAGGUUCUACCUGAGGAGGCUCUACCUGAGGAGGCUCUACCUGAGGGGGCUCUACCUGAGGGGGCUCUACCUGAUCCUUUAG